CUAUUGUUCCGUCCGUUAGGGUUUAUCAGCAGGCUGUCCGCCGAGUGGAGAGCAGUGAGCAGCAAACACAAAGUGCUGUGCGCUUUAUCGUGUAGAUAUAAAACGAGCGGGGCGUUGCGCGCGCGCACACUCGCUUGCACCUCUCACACGCCGCACGAUCGAUUUUCCGCCCUUUGUGAUUUCCACCGGCGCGAGAGCCGCUCUACUACGCGAGUGAGUAAAAUUGAAGAUGGCUUCAAGCGAAUUUAGGCUGGAGCGCAGCGUCGAGCUGUUGCCAGAGACAAAAGAGAUUGCAGAGAAAGAGCUCAGAGAGACACCAGAGAGAGUCCGAGAGGCUCUCGAGAGACUUCGGGAACUUUUGAAGGAAAAUAAGGACUUAUACUUUGCGGAUGACGAUGAAUUGUUAACUAUUUUCCUCCGACCCUGCAAGUGGUAUCCGGAAAGCGCCCUCGCUCUGAUGCGUCGUGUUGCUGAAUUCAAGCGUGAAAAUGCGUCUCUACUGGACGGUCUGUUGCCAGAGCAUGAGAAAGAUGCCUUUUUAGAACACAAAGUCGUCAAUGUGAUGAAAGGACGCGACCACAAAGGACGAAGAGUCCUUAUAGUCAAUGUUGGAGGUACAUGGGACCCAAAGAAAGUUAAUGCCGACCAACUGUUUAGACUAUUUUAUCUCAUCCACGUAGCCGCCAUGCUGGAACCCGAGUCUCAAGUCCGUGGCACAGUAGUAGUAAUGGACUUCCACAACAUGGGAUGGACUCAGACCAUGGGUCUGACGCCGUCGUUCUCCAAAAGGCUUCUGACGUUCAUCCAAGACGCGAUGCCUCUCCGGCUAAAGGAGGUGCACUUCGUGAAGCAGCCCAUGAUCUUUAACGUUGUAUGGAACAUGUUUAAACCAUUCAUCAGAGAGAAACUAAAGACCAGGAUCUUCUUCCACGGAUCGAAGAUGUCCUCCCUGCACAAGCACAUGUCCCCGAGCCACCUGCCGGCGGACUACGGCGGCGAGCUGCCCGCCAUCGACUACUCCGGCGCCGAGUGGUACCCCGUCAUCAACGACAUCCUGCCGCACGUUAACAACUGGAACUCGUACGGGUUCGCCAAAAAAACAUAAAUACAAACUACCAUAUAUUUAGACGAGGCCGUGGCCAGGUGGAUUCACUAAAGAUUUCUGUAUUUGUUGAAUAUAUGUUAAAUUAUUGGGACAGCAUACAUGAAAUUUUCGCUUUGUCCCAAGAUCGAAAUUUAACAUUUUGUUCCCUUGAACUGAAACCUGGCUACGCCCUUGAAUUUAGAUUAAAUGCAAAUACGUAUCAUUAAGACGCUUGCGAUGUAGACCAAACUGAACCAAAAGACAUUUAUGAAAUUUAGAAUAAUUUGUUAUUUAUAUUUUGCUGAUAUUACGAAAAUGUUAGUUUAUUUUUGAUAAGUCUCAUGAGCAGUUAUGGUGCAACUUUGUCUCACGUAGUUUAGUUGUAAACGUAGUUCAAGUUUGAGUGGUUUUUCGAAGAGUCGUUUGGACAUUAGAACGCGCUUUUCGCUGAGCACCGACAGUAUAAUAGUUAUUUAACUGGACCAACGUAGAAUAGACAAUUUAGAUAUAAGAAAUAAAAGAUUACAUAUACAUCGAAAUUUAAUUAUGUAUUGAAUAUAGAUGAAGAAGGCAGCCAUUGGUGCCUUUAUCUAAUUUUAUAUAUGUAUUAAAAAUAUAUGCAAAGGAGUUGCUAUUUUUCGAUAUGUAUGUAUUAGUUGCGGUAAAACGUAUUCUCUAAUUUAAUGUAGUAAUGUUUGUAAGAGGCCAUAUUUGUGUUCUAUGCGGACUGGUUUGUUUGUUGUGAGUGAUAGGUAAAUACGUAAUAGUAUAUUUAAACAAAACUAACUACAUAUGUGAUAAAUAAAUGACAUACUGCUAUUUAGGUAAAUAUAUUUUGUAAUCUAAGGAUCAAGAAUUAACUGAAUGAAGUUUCUAAAAUUAGAAAUUAUUUUCAUAGAUAUAUUUUUAGGCAUUCAAAAGAUGUAAUGAUGAAUUUAAAUUGGUUUAAAAUAUUUGUUUAUUUCGUUAUAAGUUAAAAUUGUUUUAAUUAUCUACCUGCAAUUUUUAUGAAAUAAAAGGUACCACAAUUUGUAACUAAAACCCUACUCGUCCGUAAAUAGAUUGUCGACCUAAAAGUAUGAUUUUAUAAAACAUUAAAUCGCUGAACGAAGAAAAAAUAUAUAUGUAUAUGAAUCAAACAGUGGUGCUCUUUGAUGUUAUAAGCAAAUAAAAUAAAAAUAUUUUUUAUAUUUUAAGAUUUAAGACAACUAGUUUAAAAUGAUUUAUUAAUAUAUUUUAAAACGAACAUCUAAGUAAAUAAAGAUAAUUCUGUGCCAUUCAACGCAGAUUUCGUGAUAGAUUAUAAAUUCUUUGAGAACAAAGUUAUGCAACAUAAAUUUAUAGCGCUUUAUUUCCAAAAAGUAAUGUUAAGUUAUUUAUACUUUUUAAUAAAUUUUGAAUUUGGCCGGGUUUAAUACAAUUUGCACACGCAGUACUUAGAUUUAGGUAUUAUCGCUUGUGAAUUACGUGAUUAGUGAGCGAAUUUCAUGACAUGUACGAAUGUUAGUUGUAGUUUUAUGUUGCACAUAACAUAAGUGUGUUGAUAGAGAGCUUAUGCAAUUACCAUCUCUAUUAUAAGUAUAUUGUGCCAGUUAUAUACCUUGCUCACCAAGAUUUUUUUGCUAAUUUUAAGCAAAUAUUUGUUUAUUUAAUUCGUAUACAAAUAUAUUUAUAUCCUUUUGCACUAGAUUUACAAAACUGUACAUAUAUUCAAAUAUACAUUCUUUACACAUUUUGUGAUGUCACCAUUGCUUUUUACAUUAUUUUUGAAUGUUCCAUUUCAUGAUUUUUUCCAUUCGUGUGCGUGUACAUUUUUUAUACAAUUAAAUCUUGACAAUUAUUUUCUAUAGUUUACUUAUAUUACGACAAGUGAAACAACGAUUGUUAAUAAAAACGUCCCAUAACGAAACGGCAAUAACGAGUUGCGAUAAAUGACAUAAGUCUAUUUUUAUAUAAUAAAAAUAAAAAAAUAACCUGCAAAAAUAAAUCUAAGAUGUUUGUGGAGCAGCAUAAUUGACCACAGCUGCCAGUCUACUGUCGAGACUAAACUAAAAUAUCGGUGCAUACAAUAUGCUAUAUAAGCCAUCGAGUGUAUAUUUGUGGUGAGCCAUUUAAUACAAUUUUAUUUAUAAUGUUUUUCAUAUUUUACAUAUAGAUCCGACAAGAACAAUGCAAUGUGAAAUCUCUCUAAUAAUGUGGCUUACUUCCAUAUUGUAUAAGCAUUCCAAAUAAUAAUGAUUAUAUAUAUAAUUGUGUGGUAGAUAAGUAGAUGUAACUAUGAAAAUGAUACAAAAAUACCUGGAUUGCUCAAAAUAAUAAUUAUUGGAAUUGUAACAUUUUAUAUGACGUUUUACUUUGAUACAAUAAAAUUAUGGUAUAAAA
Manduca sexta (tobacco hornworm) is the source of this 3466-nucleotide messenger RNA. RefSeq names its product retinaldehyde-binding protein 1. The coding region runs from base 230 to 1105 and encodes 291 amino acids. Gene Ontology annotation, cellular component: membrane. The transcript has 6 exons. Lineage: Eukaryota; Metazoa; Arthropoda; Insecta; Lepidoptera; Sphingidae. The record is from RefSeq and is a predicted model, not a curated record. Gene Ontology annotation, molecular function: phosphatidylinositol bisphosphate binding.